This is a messenger RNA of Desarmillaria tabescens, 343 nucleotides long. RefSeq lists its product as uncharacterized. Lineage: Eukaryota; Fungi; Basidiomycota; Agaricomycetes; Agaricales; Physalacriaceae. The transcript has a single exon. The record is from RefSeq and is a predicted model, not a curated record. The annotation marks the transcript as partial.
CACACAUUAUCGACCACCAUCACUGCUUGUACUCACUAGGAGACAGACAAUAACAGCAUAGUCACUCCAAGUUAUACUCUCUGUCAUGGCUUUUCUUCUAACAGUAUUGGUGUACACUCAUAUUGCGCCAAUACAUGGAAUUUCGUGUCCACAACUCACUUUUAUCUUUUAUUCUGCCAGCAUCAUUUCACUUUCACCAGCCAGCAUUGUUUUACCAGUCUUCACUUUCUACGUCACCAUCAUUUCACCCCAGUUCAGCUCAGUACAGUUAUGUCCCUGUGUGGAUACAGAUUAGGAUCAUUAUUGCUGCCAGCAGUGUCUGUCAUGGAAUUUCGGUCAACAG